Molecule: messenger RNA, 322 nt
Organism: Drosophila erecta
Lineage: Eukaryota; Metazoa; Arthropoda; Insecta; Diptera; Drosophilidae
Exons: 2
Coding region: 26-262 (78 amino acids)
Source: RefSeq, a predicted model, not a curated record
GAUACUUCGCCGAACCGGUCUAAAAAUGUUUCGCUUGCUUUUGGCAUUAAUUUAUGCAUUUUGUUUCCCGAAUUUGUUAAGUACAGGGACUCUGGGAAGUCGAGAAGCAUGGAGAAAGACAGUGAAGGGACGCGUAAUGUCCAACGUCAGCAUGACACUCUACUGGUGGUUCCAACAACACUUUCCGUAUGAAUUAGUAAAGGACGAGGCUGAAUGGGAUGCCAUUGGUGGUGAUGUGUUGGAGGAGUUUGACUUUGAAUAAUUUUCAAAAAAGGCGAAAUAUGUACUGUGAAAUAUAUGUAAUCUGCCAAAGUUUCAAGUA